AUGAAUAAUUAACAAACAAUUUCAAAUAACUCCAAGUAAGAACAAUAACCUGAUGAGGAAUCUUAUGAUGAAGAAGAUGAUGAAGAUUUAUAAGAGUACACUCAAUCAAAUAAUCUAAAAUAAUUGUUCAAUAAUUAGGGUAUUUUCAAAAAACCUAAAAAUAAUAGAUUCUUUCAUGCAGCAAAUUAAUCUUUUGAAUGAAUAGGCUACUGCUAAAAUAAAAUAAUAAAAACAUAAAGAGGCAUUGAAAUUAUUAUAAUAAUCUGAAUAGAUGCUAGAAGUAUCAUAUCCCAUAAUAAAUAUUAUUAGUUUGCUGCCAGUUGUGGUAGAGUAAUUGAUAGGAACUUAAUCAUUAUUAUCUUGUAUAAUUAAGCAUGUGCCUAUUAAUGGUAUCCUUGUAUUUAAAAUAAUUAGUCAAUGGAUCCUUGAUAAAUGUUCUAAAUAUCUUGAUGGAGUAAUUUACAACAUGGAAAUUGGAAUCAAAGAAGAUGAAUAAGAUUUGUAAACUUUAACAAAUGUACAAGAAAAAUAAGCUUAACUCAUUAAAAGAUAAGCAUUUUUAGUUAAAGCUUAUUUAUAAUAUACUGCAAUAUUAAGUCAAUUAGGAAAGUAAUUUAGAAUUUAUAUAUAGACAUAAGUAAGCUUUGAUUAAUUCUCAAAAAGCAGCAUAAACUAUGAGAGAGUUAUUUAAGAUAGCCAAUUCUUUUUGUUAAUAGUGGCUAUAAGUUAAUGGCUCUUAAGGUACUGCUACAACAUCAUAAUCUAUUGUUUCAGUGAGAAGUAUGUUACUUUUUUUUAAAUCAUUUAGAUGAAUCAUCACAUAAUGUAGAUAAAAAGAAGAAGGGUUAAACUUAUUAACUUAAAGAUGAAAUUGAAUUUGGUAGACUUGUAAUUGAUAGUGCCUAAGAUGUAUUAAAGGAUAUGAUUAAACAAGAAGAUUUAACUUCUAUAAGACUAGAUUAGAAAUAAUUACUUAAAGAAACAAAAAGAUAAUUGUAUAAUUGGAGAAACAAUCCAGAAAAUAAUGAAAAAUCAAUUAGAAAAGAAUUAAAAUUAGUAACUUAAAAUGAAGAAUAUCGAUCUUUGUUGGGUAUUCAAAAUUUGGCUGAAUGGAUUAAAAACUUUAAUAUUGGAUCAAUUAUGCAUAUGGCUCCAUAAAUUUAUGAAGAUUUCACAUAAUUUGGUGAAAUGAUAUUUGAAUUAGCAAAAAGAUAAUUAUUGGAAAAAGUUAUCUAUCUUUCAAUUUCAUAUUUCACAAUUGCUACUGAAUUAAGAUUUGUUGAAUUAGAAAAAGCUAAGUAACAUGGUGUUAAAGAUGAUAAAAUAGAUACUGAAGAAUUUAAACUAAGUGAAUUAUAUCAUCUUAAAUCUAUUGAAAUUGCAUGUAGACAUAUCAUUUAUCAAUCCCCAUAUAUAUCUCAUUUAAUUACAAGUUAUCAUAAACAUUAUAAUAUUAAUUUAGAUGUUAUUAGAGAAGAAUCAUUAUAAUCAAAUGCAUCUGAAAAAAAAAUAAUAGAAGAAUAAGAAUAAUCAAAAAUUAAAGGAAAAGUAUUACAAAUAUAAAUUAAUAAAGAUAUUCCAAAUUCAAAAUUUGAAAAAUAAGAUUAAUCACCUAAAUUAACUGGUAAUUUUAUUAAGUCAUUUCUUAAUUCAAGAUCACCACCAAAAUAAUAAUAAUAAUAAUCAGUUAAAAAUCUUAUUAGUGAAACUGUCAAAAUAUAAACUAAUCUUUUAGAAUAGAUGAUUAAUAAAAAAAGAGGAUCUGAUUCAUCUCCUACUAAUUAAAAAAAUUUAACAAAAUAAUAAAAUUAAGCAGACUUUGAUUUCAGUAUUUAUUUAAAAAAAUAAUCUAAUCCAUGUAAUACUAGUAAUUUAAAUACUGAUACUACAUAAGAUAUCAUUAAUAGUGUUAUGACAUUUCAAUUAUAACCAUAUAAGAAUAACAAUAUCAAAAAUAAUUUAACUAAUAUAAUUAAAUAAUAAAGUCCAACUAAUAAUAAUAAUAAUAAUAAUACAUAAUUAAAAUCCUUACUUUCAGAUGCUUGUAGAACAGAGAGAUAAGUUAUGACUGAAUAAUAAAAUUCUUACACUCCUAUUAGUUAUAGAGUUAAUAAUAGAUCUCCAGAUUCAUCAUAUCUCAAUGCCUAAAAAUAACGUUAGUAAUAAUUACAUCAAAACAAAACUCCAUAAAAUAGACCAAGAACUAAUACUGAAUAAUAAUAUCCAUAACCAUGUAUUUAUUUAUAAAUUAUUAUAUAUAGCUUUUCCAUUAAAAUUAGAAACUAUUCAAUAAUUAUUAAGAAACAAAACAAUUAAUAAUUAGAAAAUCAAAUGA
Molecule: messenger RNA, 2335 nt
Organism: Paramecium pentaurelia
Lineage: Eukaryota; Ciliophora; Oligohymenophorea; Peniculida; Parameciidae
Source: the annotation of a GenBank genome assembly